Diaporthe amygdali is the source of this 2865-nucleotide messenger RNA. RefSeq names its product transferase. The record is from RefSeq and is a predicted model, not a curated record. Bases 1 to 2865 code for a protein of 954 amino acids. The transcript is spliced from 5 exons. NCBI's taxonomy places the organism in Eukaryota, Fungi, Ascomycota, Sordariomycetes, Diaporthales, Diaporthaceae.
AUGGCACCAAAAGCACCUCAUAGCCGGGUCGAGUGUCGCCAACGAGUACACCCCGCAACAAUCUCACCAGCUGGACCAACAAGAAAGAAACUGUCUGUUGUCGACGCAACUGUGGCUCGAUGGGCAGCAUUUGGCGCAACCUGGUUGUUCAAUUCCACAGAAACAUCGCAAGAUGUCUUGUUGCAUCAGGACCUCCUAAAACAGACCCUGCGAGAAACCCUUGACGAUUACCGGCAUUUUAGUGGAGAAUUGCGAUGGGCGACUGAGAACGAUGUCGAUCCCAGCGACCUACAACAACGCUACACUGGCCGACCCAUCAUCACAUAUAGUGCAUCUACUGACCCUGGGGUUGAAUUGAUCCAUGCUUCUUAUGACCAGCCCUUGAGCGAUAUUGUACCCAGCGUCCAAGAUCGUUGCAAGAACAAGAACGCCUGGGUUAAUACUCACUUUCCUCAGAAUGAGCUUUUGCCCAAGUGUAAACUGGCUUUUGAUUCAAGCUUAGCCGAAUACAAAGAUGCGCCAGGCUAUCCUACGUGGGCAACGGCAUCUACGAAUGCAACGAAGCCGGAGAAUCUGGACCAAAUCAAACUCAGCCCAUCGGCCUUUCCGCCAUGGCCGACAUGGGAUGUGACAGCCCCUAUAGAGCACGUGCAAAUCCGAUUUGGAGCAAACGAAGUGGCCAACAUGAAACAGGCCGCUCAGGCCGCUCUACCUCAUCAUCAACGGAACUCACCGCCCAUCUCGCGUUUCGAUGCCCUUCUCGCACAUUUGUGGAUCCUCAUCAACCGCGCUCGCCAACAUCAAGAAACACAGGAAGGCAUCUAUAUGAACAUCACCCUCGGCCUCCGAAACCGCAUCAGGCCACCACUGCCUGAUACCUUUACCGGAUCGCCGGUCCUAGUGGGCCAUAUCUCACACCGCGGAUCAGAUACAUGCUCGGCUGAAGAUCUGGGCACUAUCGCCCUCUCGAUCAGAAACAUGGUAUCACAAUUCACCCCUGAGGCCGUCACUGCGUACCUGCACGAUGCGGCGCACGAGGUUAGCCCGCAGAGGUUGUGGCAAACUUUCCUCGGGCACAACCACGUCCUUGCCACGUCGUGGACGCGGCUUGGUGUUUAUGAGCUCGACUUCUGUGGGACGAGACCUGUCUAUGUCCAAGAUAGUAUGCCACGCGUGGAUGGGAUGUUGCAGGUGAUUGAUGUCGGUGAGGGGGCCAAGGACUUUGACAUUAGCUUGAGUUUGGAAAGCGACGAUGGCUACCUGCUCUUUGAAGACGCUCAGGAUAUGAAGCUGGCCGGCGGUGCUGGCCAGAACCACUCAAGUUGUGACCUGUGCGCGAUCAUAUGGUGGUCCCUCCGGCAUGACUGGAGGAAGCGGCCCCUCAACCGUGGCCAUGGAGAGUUUAUCGCCGGUGACUUCAAUGUGAGGGUCUAUCGAAACCCGCCGCGAGGAGCCGGUGCGAUUCAACGACUAGAUGUUCUUGUCAUGCCGCCAGGAAGCAGCCGAAACUUUUCGUGGUCGCCCGACCAACACGGAUCUUGGCGCAUAGGGCCAUUGGAUGAAAAGCCGUGGCUGGUACGGUCGCACCUCACGGUGUACUCAGAUACGAGUUGCGCUGAGAACCGCCAGACCUCAUCAGAAACAGCUUUCAAGCUCCCGGAAGCAUACUCUGGCUCCCCUCAAUCUCUAGAUUUGGUUUCUCAAUGGUUGGCGGACUGCGUGAAGCGCCACGGGUCAAACUGCUCGGACGACGAUGAGAGCGUGCUACCAAAACAUGUGAUUGAAAUCGGGGACCUCGUCCAAGAUGGAACGCUGAGCACACGGAUCAUUACCACCAAUGGUAGCCGGGGUAAAUAUCUAACACUCAGCUAUUGUUGGGGUCGCGGUCCGUUUUUUACCAUGACUUCUGAUAACAUCGAUGAGUUGCACGAUUCCUUACCAGUGGCAAAGCUGCCUCAGACAAUACGUGAUGCUGUCUCCCUUGCAAAGCAUCUCGGCUUCCGCUACCUCUGGGUCGACAGCCUGUGCAUCAUUCAAGGGGGUGAUGUCCUGUCUACCGCCGAUUGGGAGGAGCAGUCACAAGAUAUGGACUCUUCGAGCGUUCUUGAGACGGCCUCGGAAAUUUCGUCUUCUUGGGUGAGUUUGGUCGAAGAAUACAGCCGCAGGAGCCUCACCUUCAUGACGGAUAAACUACCUGCGAUCAGUGGGUUGGCAGCGGUCGUCUCUCACAAUACCGGACAAGACUUCCACUUCGGCAUUUGGCAACGUCGAGCACAGCAUAUGCUCAUGUGGAGACAUGUUGGUCGUACAGAAGAACAAAAGACGGUUUAUCUUAGGCAAAAGACCCCUCGCGCUCCAACAUGGUCGUGGGCAUCUGUCGAUGGCGGUGUGGAAUUUCUGAAAGGCGCCGUGGACCCUGCGCGGUUAGAUCUUAGAGGCAAAUCUUUGAUCAUCACUGGGCGUCUUGAGAAGAUGGACACAAUCAGGUAUCAUGUGGAGGGCAAGUACUACGGUGAAUAUGAGAAGCAUCGGCCAUGGAUGAAAUUUCGAACGACUAUGAAGUCCUUUCUGGACGACUUGGAUGAUAUACCACACUCACAUCGAAAAACACCACCUGGAGGACCAAAAGAGUUGGUAGGCAUGUGGCUCUUCUUCUUGGGACAGAAUGUAGGACUGAUCCUGGCUCCCGUUGAGCCUGUUGCACUUCAAUCCAAAGGGCUCAGCAGGGAGAAAAUUAACUGGGUAUACGACUUGUUCUCGAGGACGGCGCAGUCGGUGAAGACAUUCCGGCGAGUCGGCGCCUUUAUCGGCUACAAUACUCCACGAGGUGGACAAAACAAGCUCAAAACAAUAGAGAUCAUAUAA